AUGAAGAGGGUCAAAAAUGUUCAAAGAAGUUUGAAGUGGGGCGAAGAAGAACAAAGAGAGGAAAAGAAGGUUAAAGAGGUGCGAAGAGGACCGAAGAGGGUGGAAGAUGGGCAAGGAGGGUCAAAGACGGACAAAGAAAGAGGGACAAAGAGGGACAAAGAAAGAGGGACAAACAGGGCUAAAGAUGGCCAAAGAGGGCCAAAGAGGGUCAAAGAGGGUCAAAGAGGGCCAAAGAGGGCCAAAGAGGCACAAAGAAGCACAAAAAUGGACGAAAAAGGGGUGAAGAGGGCCAAAGAGGCACAAAGAGAAACUAAGAAGGGCGAAGAGGGACAAAGAGGGACAAAGGGGUACAAAGACGGACAAAGAGGGACAAAGAGGGACAAAGGAGGACAAAGGAGGACAAACCAGGAUAAACGAGGACAAAGAAGGAGAAAGGAGGACAAAGGAGGACAAAAAAGAACAAUGGAGGACAAACGAGGACAAACGAGGACAAAGAAGGACAAAGGAGGACAAAAGAGAACAAGGGAGGACAAAGGAGGACAAAGAGAAUGGCGGAACUUGAAGCGAAGAAUGGCAAAAACGGUCAAAGAUGGUCUAAGAUGGACAAAGGUGGUCGAAGACGGACAGAGAGGGGCAAAGAGGGACAGAGAGGGGCAAAGAGGGACAGAGGGGGACAUGGGCAAAGAGGGGCAAAGAGGGGCAAAGAGGGAUAUAGAGGGACAAAGGGCAACAAAGGGGGACAAAGGGGGACAAAGGGGGGCAAAGAGGGACAAAGAAAGUGGGACAAGGAAAGAGGGACAAAGAGGGACAAAGAGGGACAAAGAGGGACAAAGAGGGACAAAGAGGGACAAAGAGGGACAAAGAGGGACAAAGAGGGACAAAGAGGGACAAAGAGGGACAAAGAGGGACAAAGAGGGACAAAGAGGGACAAAGAGGGACAAAGAGGGACAAAGAAGGACAAAGGAGGACAAAAAAGGACAAAGAAGGACAAAGACGAUGGAGGAACUUGAACAGGAGCGAAGAAGGGCAAAAAAGGUCAACGAUGGUCAAAUAGGGACAAAGAAUGUCAAAGAGGG
Molecule: messenger RNA, 1076 nt
Organism: Apaloderma vittatum (bar-tailed trogon)
Lineage: Eukaryota; Metazoa; Chordata; Aves; Trogoniformes; Trogonidae
Product: cylicin-2-like
Exons: 1
Source: RefSeq, a predicted model, not a curated record